UGUGCAGUGAACAUCUCUAAUGGCUCCUCGGUACGCACCAAGUCUGCGCUCCCGUCUGGCUCCUCUGCUGCUCCUCCUGCAGCUGGGCUUCAUUGUCAUUUAUGCCUUUUACACUGAGAUCCAGUACCAUGGAAAGCCACAUGGGGACACCUUUAGUAACAUCUACCCAGAGUUCCAGGAUGUGAACGUGAUGGCGAUUUUAGGCUUUGGCUUCUUGGGCACUUUCCUUGUGCGGUAUGGUUUCAGUGCCUUGGCCUUCAACCUCCUUGUGGCCGUCAUAGCCACACAGUGGGCAGUCAUACUCAACGGUAUCGAAGCCUACAAUGAAAAGAUACGGCUGGAUAUAAGGAGCUUGGUAGAAGCAGAAAUGUGCACAGCCUCUGUCCUCAUUUCGAUUGGAGCUGUACUGGGGAAGACCAACCCUGUUCAGCUCAUCCUCAUCUCACUGCUGGAGGUUUCGGGGUUCAUCUUGAAUAAAUGGGUCCUGCAGACUCUGCUGAAGGUGCGGCUGGUGGACAGCAUCAUGAUGCUACACAUCUUUGGGGCUUUCUUUGGACUCACGCUGACCUGGAUCCUGUAUCGGAAAGGUUCAGAACAGCGAUUUGAAAAAGAGACAUUCCACCACAGAUCUGGAUUAUUCUCCAUGUUGGGGACUGUGUUCCUCUGGAUGUUUUGGCCCAGUUUUAACUCGGUUCUUGUGGAUGAUCGUAGUCCCGGGAGGAAGCUCGAGGCCGUCUGCAGCACCUACCUGGCCCUGGCCGUCAGUUCUGUAACAGCAGCUGCUGUGUCCGUGCUCUCUAGUCCCAAGGGAAAACUCAACCUGAUCCAUAUGCAGCGGUGCACUCUUGCUGGUGGUGUUGCUGUUGGUGUCGCCAUGUCUGUGGUUCAUCAGCCAUGGGAGGCCAUGAUGAUUGGAUUCACUGCUGCUGUUGUAUCAACCAUCGGACACAGAUACCUCAAGACUCAAAUGCUACUUGCAUUUCAAUGCCACGACACCUGUGCUGUUCUCAGUACACACGGUCUCCCUGGUCUACUGGGAUGGACAGCACAUCUUCUCCUGCAGAUUAAAGACUGCGACAACCACACAACAGCAAUCCGGUUUGCUGUAUUUCACAUUUGUACUCUCCUCAUCACCGUCACUAUAAGUCUUUCCAUGGGGAUAAUCACAGGACUUAUACUCAAGUGGAACUUCUGGAGACCACCCCAGGACAAGAAAUGUUUCGAUGACCAGGCUUUCUGGGAAGUAAGUAGUCAACAUAAUAUUCCCCUUUCUACAAUGAAAAUAACAUUUUCCAGUGAGACUCAAAGAAUAAUCAUUUUCUAUAUUUUGCAGUUUCCUAAUCUAGCAGUGAAAAAAUGAGAGGGUGGAGUUAGACAGGCCAAGUGUGGAAUCCUGGAAGCGAAACAUAUUUUCAUGUCAAUGUAUAAUAUUAUAUAAAUGUAUUAUUAUAAUACAAAGAUGCUUUUUUUAAGAAUGAAGGUUUAACCAGAGAAACAUGAAUGUAGGUCAUUUAUUGUUCAGUAGGUUUUUGUUUAAUGUUGUCAUAUUUGUCACGAAAUAACCUUGGAUGUUACACAAGCAAAAUGUAUAUGAGUAAGUAAAGCAGUGAAAUAAAACAAUACAUUUGGAUGAUGUUCAGAGCUGACAGUGUCUACAAACAA
Messenger RNA from Limanda limanda (common dab), 1662 nucleotides. RefSeq names its product Rh blood group, D antigen (gene rhd). The coding region runs from base 20 to 1360 and encodes 446 amino acids. Gene Ontology annotation, cellular component: plasma membrane. Gene Ontology annotation, molecular function: ammonium channel activity. The record is from RefSeq and is a predicted model, not a curated record. The transcript is spliced from 9 exons. Gene Ontology annotation, biological process: ammonium transmembrane transport; ammonium homeostasis. Lineage: Eukaryota; Metazoa; Chordata; Actinopteri; Pleuronectiformes; Pleuronectidae.